Molecule: messenger RNA, 4681 nt
Organism: Physcomitrium patens
Lineage: Eukaryota; Viridiplantae; Streptophyta; Bryopsida; Funariales; Funariaceae
Source: RefSeq, a predicted model, not a curated record
GAAGUGUGUUAUUGGAAAAGAAAGAGGUCUCCUCUAUUUCAUUUCAGGUGUAUGUUGUGCCUUGCAGGUUGUGUGUGCGGAGCAAUGUGGAUGCGGCAAGUUUUCCUGUUCGACAGAAUUAACGUAUGGCGCACUACCUCUGGUGCAGCGUGUUAGCGUACCGAAACAGUUGAGUUUGACAGGAAAAAAGAGAACCACGAAAGUUGGAACAAAUGAAAUGCAAGUUGCAGCUCCUCCUCACCCCGCAGUUAACCUAAAAUUCGAACAAGACUUGAAACGAGCAAAAAGCCAACAGUCUUUUUUCACAGCAUGAUGAACCCAUUUACUCCAGAACAGUACGCUCCUGAUACUGAAAAUGACUCAAAUGAGAAUGCACUAGACCCUCAAAUUAUUCUCUCACUCUGUUUCUCUAACAGAGCCUGCACUCCCAUAUUCACAGCAAAUCCCAGCUUCGAAAGGCGCCAGAAGUGGAUGCAGAGACCCUAAACGAAUUACAUAAAAUGCCAUGCAACCCUCCAAAUUCAAUCGGCUCAGAAGAGAUAGGCAAGGGUUUUGUCUGGGGAGAGAAUGGCUUGACUACAGCAUCUUGAGUGGAGGAGGGCAGUGUGACCUGAGGACAAACUCUGCCAAAUAACUCCAAAUCCAGCUUGAACUGCACGGGAAUAAUGAUUGCGCUCAUUAACACCCCACAGACAGAAAGGAGCGUCCGAUUCAAGGAUUCUGUGUUUCCGAUUGCUAGGAAAUAACGAAAAGCGACUUCAUGAGCGAGCAGCAAACGCAAACAUCCACGAAUUUUGUCGCUGUCCUUGAAAUCUAGCGGGAGUUUGUAAACUGAUGUGAGUGCCGAGGCCAAUUUCAAAAUAAAAGCAUUCUGCUGACCCUGGGGGGAAAUCGCCCUACCAUUGCCUUAAAGGGCCAUUUAUUGCACAGCCAUGUGCAGGAAGUGUCACGCGAGAAACGCUAUCCGCGAAUGUACUUUUUAGGGUGUAGUCAGGCCGACGACUCGAGAUUCCACUUCAGUGCAGCAGAGGAUUCUCGAUUACUUUGAGAGCAGUUAGUUAACUUUUGAGAGCAGAAUAGAAAUUUAAUUCAUAGCAGACGUAACUGUGAAGUUGUAGUGUCAUUGCGGCUGGCUGAGUUCUCUUACAGGUGGUUGUGGUUGGCGUUGAUAUAUGUUGCCGAGCUUGCAAACAGCAAGAGUGGCAGUUAUUUGGCGCAACUCGUAUCAAUAUUCAGACAUGGCACAGAGGUAUCAGUCUCCAUCAGCUUACUUGCCUUCCGUGAUGCGAAGACCCGAGUUGGUAUGGCAGCAGAAACUCGACACGAUUCCGCCAACUUUGCAAUGUAGGCGGUGGGAAGGGCUCCCAGAGACCGCGGCAGACUUUGUUAUUCUCCUGCGCAGGCACGAGUUUCUGAAAGAGAUUGUGCAUGCGAACUCGAAGGAGGACGUCCUGGACGCAGAGAGCAUUGAGCUUCAGAUUCUUAAGGAUCAAGUAUCGAAUGGUACAAUAUUAAGUAGGAGAAGAUGCUCACUAAGAACGAUCCAAACCAGCAUCAGGGCUUACGGACCUGUGCUAUUACAGCUGGAGUCUGGUGAUGGGGUGCGACAACUCAAGCGCUUACAAAUCCGGAGUGCAAGAAAUAUGGGUUUCCAAGACACUGUUUUUGUGCUGGCCCCUGAGACUACCAGAUGAGAUCAGAAGUGAGGUGGAAUUCGCGCCAUUUAUUCUGUCAUCUUGAUCCAGAAUGUGGUUUUAGCUCAUGGAAGGAUACACCACCUACGGCACAAAUGCGGAGGCCUUGUUUAGGAAGCGUUCAGAAUGGCUCCUUAGCUCUUCCUGUGCUAUUCGUGGUCCCUGUGUCUGGUGUAUCUGUGCUUUGCUAGGAAAAACGUCAAGGACGAAUCAAGGAAGAGAAUGGCCGAUGUUGAGAAACAAAAGGCCCAUCUCCUGAACAGAGGCUCCCCUCAAGCAUGGCUCAUCAGAUUCCUAAGAUCUGUCCGACGAAAACCUCAUCGGAGGUUGAAGGAUCAUGUACUCGGUCACAGUUUAGAGUCACGGGUCUCGAAGAAGGUAGUUGAAAACAUUUACAAAAACCAUGAAAAUGCCUUCAGUCGUAUCGAAGCUUCACCAAACCUUAACGUCCGCGUUGAGAAAUACAAUGCUUUCAUCGCCAGUCCGAAGCCUGAAGAUUCUCUGCUCAGAGCGUUUUCCAAGUCGAAAAGUUAUGUGCAUCCGGAUGAGGCGGAUGAUACGGACGAGACGCCUGCAAAGAACAGGAAUAACCACGGCAAGAGCAAAUCCUUCUCAGUAUUUUCUUCGCUUGGAAAUUUGUGUUGUACCACGGGAGAGGAGUCAUUUUCUAAGGACAGUUUUAGUUCUGAGCAAGUUUCGUCUAGUAGAAGCCGAAGCGGAAGUAGAAGCCCGUGGUUCUUUCCUGGAUAUAGGAGUUUAUCCUCACGAAAUCGGGAAGCUCGGCAUCAAAGCAUGGAGCAACUGAAGAAGGCGGAGUUGUUGCAGUUAGAUGUGAGCAAGGAGUUGAUGUGCACAGAAGCAACGAAUGCGGAAGAAAUAUCUUCCAAAAGGCAUCAGAAAGACGGGCCGUGGACGGUAAAUGAUCCCAGAACGUGGAGCAUGGAUCUCACGAUGUAUGGGGAAGUUGUCAAAUGCCUCGUGGAUGACGUGAAAUUGUCUCCAAUAACGAACCAAAAAUCCGCCACGCUCGAGAACCUUAUGUUUGAACCGGAAGCUGAUGAAGCACCCAUGAUCCUCCCGCAUUCAGAAGACGAGUUUGAGAAUCCUGAUCGUGUACCUCCGUGGAACUCAUCAAUAUCGUCUUUCAGCAGUAGUAGAGAGUUCUGGAAAACCGAAAAAAAUGAGAGUUCUCGGAAUGUUGCAGAGAGCAACACCGCGUUGGUACCUUACAAUGGGGGGAUUGGCAGCGUCGACAUAGGGAACAUUUCAGUCAGCCAGAGUCUUCUGAGAGCAAAAGUCUUCGGAGCGGAGAUGUACCGAAAGCAGUGUCAAUUGGAGAAGAAACACGAAGAAGAGACAAAAAAGCUCCUGUUCUCCCUGGACCAAGCUUUGGACCAGUACAAUCACAAGAGGAUCGUUGAGGACGACGACUUGAAGGUUGAGAGCCCAAAUUUCGAGCUGUACAACUCUCCUGUCUUUGAGAGCUUUCUUGAAUCCUCGACAAAGGCGUGGGAGACCAACUCCUUCCCACUUCGAAUUGAAGGGGAAUCGAAGGAUUUGAAAACCCCUGACUCUGUUCGAGAGUUGCACUGCAUCACGCUCCAGUCGCCCGACAUUGUGGGCAAUCAUCAGGAGCUAAUGCUUGAUGUGGAGGGCGAGAGGGUGACGAUCCCCCACGGCAAGGCGCAUCAGUCAAAUCGUUAUGUAAACAACAGCACUCCAAAAAUGCUGUCUCCUUCUCCCUCAAUCUGCGAGGAUAGGAUCCACCACCCGCAAGGAGAAGACAACACGGUACUAAACUUCGCACGCUUGCAGAUUGACGAGCUGAGCUGCCGAAAGCGGCAAUUCAACAAGCCACGAAGAGCCCACAAGCAACAGAAGUUGAAACAAACGACCUUCGGGGCCGAGAGCUCCGCAUCUCCUCGGCCCCCUAUUCCUGCAGGCAACGUUGCUAAGGAGAGCGUGGCAGUGGUUGUGGAAAGCUCCUACGACCCUUACGGUGAUUUUCGUGCAUCUAUGAUUGACAUGAUAAUCGAUCAGAACAUCCAGCAGACAUCCGACAUGGAGGAGCUCCUACAAUGCUACCUUGCGCUCAACGAGCCCGACUAUCACCAAGUGAUCGUCGAAGUCUUCUCGGACGUCUGGCAUGAACUGUUUGAGGGCAACAGCAGCUGAACCACGGGCAGCCUCCGAGAUUAGGUUCGUCGAUGACUUCCUUCCUGUAGUGGUCCAUAUUCGCAAUCUCGUGCCUACAGUGCAGGAGCUGGAAACUAACCAUGGUUCUCACUCCGUGGAGACCAUAGUUAGUUUGUGGGGAACUAGCAUAGCGUCAGACUUUGGCAUAGAACAAUCUAUGGGCUUAAUGUAAGCAGAAGGUUUUGACCUUGGAAGCUAGUCCCAAGAUUCGGUGUCGGAGUCCUCCACCAAAUCGGAAGAUUGAAAGUAGAUUUUCACGAGGUCACCGUAUUAUUUUUAAUUCUUUUUAUUUUGAAUAAUCGCAUUCGUUACUUCUAUUCUCCAAUGCUACUGCAUCCAACACCUGGAUUCGUAUAUUGGCGGCGUCGUGGCGGCGCUUGCGACGCAACGGGGCAGCAAAGCUGAGCCCCGAAAGACGAAGACGAAGGCUUGCGCCGGUUUGUGAUGAAAAUAAUGUGGUCUGCGCCCAGAGUCACUCCCAUCACGUUUAUUGUAUUAUAUUUAUUGUAUAUAUAUGUAUUGCAGUUGAUAAUCUUUGCCAAGGGAUGGAGGUACACUUUCGUUGGUGCUUUGGAUAGAUGCUGAGUGGGUGAAACGCAUCCGCUCUGCUUCACAGUGGCCGUUGACAUCUUUUUGCUUGGAUGUUGGAAGGCAUUGUGGUUUGGGAAGUUUUUAUAGCCUUGGAUUGUUGCUCAGCACUCUAUGAGCUCAAUCGGAAAGCUGUACGCAGGUUGAUUUGGAUUGAAUUUAAAAGGUAUUCAGAAUGUAGUGUAAAAUGAAAACGAGUAAAA